AUGGAUUCAGGUUCUGAGGAUUCUGAAGAUGAUAUACAAACCUUAGUGGCGGCAGCAGAUGCUCGGGGGAAGCUGGAUCCCAGCGGUGCACUCAAUUCUGACGAUGAUGCAGAAAGCUGCCCCAUUUGCCUCAAUGCAUUCAGAGACCAGGCUCUGGGCACCCCAGAGACCUGCACCCAUUACUUCUGCCUAGACUGUAUUGUCGAAUGGUCCAGGAAUGCCAACUCCUGUCCAGUUGAUCGAACCAUAUUUAAAUGUAUUUGUAUUCGAGCUGAGUUUGGUGGUAAAAUCUUAAAGAAGAUUCCAGUGGAGAACACCAGAGCCCAGGAGGAGGAAGAGGAAGACCCAACCUUUUGUGAGGUGUGUGGCAGGUGUGACCGUGAGGACCGGCUCCUGCUCUGUGAUGGCUGUGAUGCUGGGUACCACAUGGAGUGUUUGGAUCCUCCCCUUCAAGAAGUGCCUGUGGAUGAGUGGUUCUGUCCAGAGUGUGCUGCCCCUGGUGGUGUCCCUGCCAGUGAUAUAGUUCCUGUAAGCGAAGAAGAGGUCUCCCAGCUGCUGGCCGACGUGGUGCCCACCACUGGCAGAUUGCGGCCUCAUACAGGCAGGACCCGAGCCAUUGCCAGGACGCGGCAGAGCGAGAGAGUGAGGGCCACUGUGAACCGGAACCGGAUCUCCACUGCCAGUAGGGUGCAGCACGUGCCCAGGUACCUCAUGUCUUCUCUGCUGGAUGAGACGAUUGAGGCCGUCGCAACUGGUCUGAGCACUGCUGUGUACCAGCGCCCUCUGACGCCACGCACUCCUGUUAAACGGAAAAGGAAAACCGGGAGACGGAAGAAGGUACUGGGAAGAAAGAAAACCCAGUCUAGAUCAUCAGUGAAAAGUAAGAAUGGUCGUGCAAGAGCUAAGAAACGCCAAUACCAUGUGAAAAAGAGAAAGGGGAAAAAGACAAAGAAUGACGUCACAGCUCGCGCUCGUAUAGCGCGGACGCUGGGCCUCCGCAGGCCUGUGCACGGCACCUGCGUGCCAUCAGUGUACAAGCCAGUAGACCCCUCGCUGGGGCUAAUGCGAGCAGAUACCGGAGCAGCUUCCCUGUCCCUGUUUGGAGACCCCUACGAGCUGGACCCCUUUGACAGCAGCGAAGAGCUCUCCACCGAGCCCCCUUCCCCUCUGAGUGCCAAGAGGAGGGCGCUGUCCCGCUCGGCCCUGCAGUCUCACCAGCCUGUGGCUAGACCUGUCUCUAUGGGACUUCCCAGGAGACAGGUCCCUGCCAUGGCCCCAGAGCCUGGUGUGGAGGAAGCCCCGGUCCCUGACCUUCUGGGGAGCAUCCUGUCUGGCCAGAGCCUUCUGAUGAUGAGCAGCGCUGACGUCAUCAUCCACCGGGACGGCUCUCUCAGUGCCAAGAGGGCAGCUCCCGUGUCCCUCCAGCGCACCAUUGCAGCUCCAUCUAGAAGGGAGGACGCGGCGGGAGCCAGGGAUGCUGACGCUGUGCAGCCUGGCACGCCACCGUCAGGGAGCGCAGCCAGCGGACUCAACGCCAGUGGCCAGCCACAGAGCUCUGGCCUAAGCUGCUGGGGCAGGUCGGCCCUGCACCGCAGCCCUGCCCACACAGUGGGGGCACCUGUGAGGCCGGGCUCAUCUGCGAUCCCUGGGCCAGGCCACGCCCAGAAGCCAUCAAACCAGAGUGGCCCUAGACCGAGUGGCCCUAGACAGAGUGGACCUAGACAGAGUGGACCUAGACAGAGUGGCAAACUCGGGCUUAAUGGCGCCAGUGCACAGGUCUUGCCUCUUGUUUCUGCCUCGUCUAAUAUCUCUACCGGCCAUUCGAACCCUCCAUCUAGAAGCACAACCCUUGGACAUACCCCAAAAGUAGUUCCCAGGAGAGCCAGUAUCUCAGAGCUGCCUAGGAUACCAAAGAUCCAAAGGGACAGCAGUGGCAGCAGACGGGGCCCGGCCCGAGGUCAGAGCGUCGAGAUCCCCAGCAUGUGCAUCAGCCGCCUGACGGGUAGAGAGGGCCCAGGGCAGCCAGGGCGGGACAGGGCCGAGAGCAAGCCAAGCAGCAGGGCCCCCCAGGAGCCCAGCUCACAAAUGGGCAGCUCCCGUUCCCACGGAAGCUUGGCCCCACUGGGGGCUUCAAGAGGGAAGGGUGUUGGGUCGACCUUCGAGAGCUUCCGGAUCAAUAUCCCAGGAAACACUGCGCACUGUAACCAGGUGUCUAGCCCUGGCUUCUGUAAUACAUUCCGGCCUGUGGACAGCAAGGUGCAGAAGAAGGAGAAUCCUUCCCCUCUCUUCUCCAUCAAAAAGACAAAGCAGCUCAAGAGUGAGAUAUACGACCCCUUUGACCCCACUGGCUCUGACUCAAGCCCUCGAAGCAGCAGCCCUGAGAGCCUUGGCCCCAGCCUCCUGCCAUCUGAGAUCACCAGGACCAUCUCCAUCCAUAGCCCUAAGGCUCCCCCGUGCCUGGCUGUGCGCUGCGUCACCUCCUACAGGGUAGACAGCGUCUUUGGGAGUGAACCAGAGCCAGACCCGCCUGGAGAGUCCACAUCCAGCACACUCAAGUUCCAGAGCGAGGGCCCUACCCAGGGGGCCUCUUACCUGGAAAGAGAAAGGCUAGAUGAGGAUCCCACAGAGCGUCAGAGUCCCGCCCUGCGGACGCAGCGGUCCUCCCCGGCAGACCCCUGGGACGACGACGAUGGAGCGUCCCCUGGCCCCUGCUUUGGCUCCGAGGAGCGGACGGUGACUUGUGUGACUGUCCUGGCACCAGAUGCUACGCCCAGCCCCCCUGUGCGGCAGGUGACCACCCACAGGGUUGUGGAGCUGCGGGCCCCGUCGCGCUCCCCGUCCACUUGCAGUUCCCGAGGUGGGAAGAAGGCCAAGAGAAAGAGGUCGGCCAGGGAGCACCGGAGGAUGCGCUCCAGUACCCGUUCUGGCUCCAGGGACAGGACUUCGCACUCAGCAUCACCUGUGGCUGAGGAGCAUGCCAGGAGGCACCGGGCCACGGCCAAGGGCCGAAGAUCUUCCAGUGACCGUGCCAGCAGCCAGGAGAAAGCAAAGAGGAAGAAGGCCAAGGACAGGGAUAAAGAGUGGAGGCGGGGUUCUCGGGGCCGGAGCCGGAGGCAGUCCCAGUCCCGCUCUGUGAGCCCCGGCAGCUCCUCCGAGCGCAGGAGGAAGAGGAGGCGUCGCUCGGGGUCCAGGCCUCGUGGGAGGGAGUGCUCCCCUCCCAGCAGCCUCGAGAGGACCCGGAGGCACAAGCACCAGCGAGAGCGCAGCCGAGAGCGAGCCGAUAGGAAGGAGAGCUCAUCCCGGUCUCAAGAGAGGAGGCGGUGGAGAUCGCCGUCACCGGGCUCGGAGCACAGGGCUCGGCAGCCUCGUCCCCACGAGAAGCUGCCUCGUUCCCCGGAGAGGAAGGACACUGGGAGGGAGGCUUCCCCCGCCCCCGCUCCGCAGCAGGAUGGAGACCACCCGGAAACACUGCCGGCCGCAGCAGGAGUGGGCACCUUGCCAGAAGUGGUGCUGGCUGACCCAGACCCCUCUGCGGCGCCCCCUGCCCUGGAGGUGCCGGCCGAGUGCCCACUCGAGGAUCUGGAUUAUGGCGACUCUGUGGAGGCAGGCCACGUCUUCGAGGACUUUUCAAACGAAGCCAUCUUUAUCCAGCUUGAUGAUAUGAGCUCACCUCCUUCCCCUGAAAGCACCGACUCCUCCCCAGAGCGAGACCUUCCGCCAAAUCCUGCCCUGCCCCUGGCCAGCCAGCUGCAUGAUACCACCCUGGCAGCCAUCCAGAGGGAGGUGUCCCUCAUCCAUGAUGGCCUCUCACAGCCCACACCACCACCAGAGGGCCCCCCAGAACAGUGUCCACUCGGGCAGGGUGUGGCAGAGACGCUUGCCCCCACUCCCAGUGCCCUGGCUGUGGCCCCUGAGGUGAAGGAGGGUACCCCCUCACAGAACGAGGGGGCCUGUGAGGGGGUCAGGCCCGAGGACGCUGUGACACAGGCCCCGCUUUUGCGGUCCAGAGCUCUGGUGAAGAGAGUCACCUGGAACCUACAAGAGGCUGAAGGCGGCGUCCCAGCCCCGGACAGAGCCCCACGGACAUUACUUCACAGACCUCAGGAAGGGACCUGGGAUGCGGAGGACGGGGCCCCCACGGGGGUUCAGCAGGUGCUGUUCUCCCAGCUGACCCCUCCCAGCCACAUGCUCCUGGAGACUGGGUUCCCUGACACAGACUCCUCUCAGGUUUACAGCCCAAACAUGCCUCCUGCUCCAGCUCAGCCCGCAAGCAUCCUGCCCUACCCACUGGUCAGCCCGCCCCCGGUCCAGUUUAUCCUGCAGGGGAGUCUUCCUUUGACAGGCUGUGGCCCAGUACAGGGCCUGGCCCCUGUACCCACCAUGUUAGCCACAGCCUCAGAGCUGGCUGGUCAAGCCACAACGGCCAAUAACUCAGAGGAGAGGACUGCCCCUCCCAGGCCAUCUGCAGAGAAGACCAAGAAGGAAGAGUACAUGAAGAAGCUCCACAUGCAGGAGCGGGCAGUGGAGGAGGUGAAGCUGGCCAUCAAGCCCUUCUACCAGAGGAGGGAGGUGACCAAGGAGGAGUACAAGGACAUCCUGCGCAAAGCCGUCCAGAAGAUUUGCCACAGCAAGAGUGGGGAGAUCAACCCCGUGAAGGUGGCCAACUUGGUGAAGGCAUACGUGGACAAGUACAAGCACAUGCGUAGGCACAAGAAGGCGGAGGCUGGGGAGGAAGUGCCUGCCCAGGCCGAAGCCUGAGGCCAGGAGCGCUGGGCAGGCCCCUGGGGACACUGCAAA
This is a messenger RNA of Dipodomys ordii (Ord's kangaroo rat), 4797 nucleotides long. RefSeq names its product PHD and ring finger domains 1 (gene Phrf1). Bases 1 to 4758 code for a protein of 1585 amino acids. The record is from RefSeq and is a predicted model, not a curated record. NCBI's taxonomy places the organism in Eukaryota, Metazoa, Chordata, Mammalia, Rodentia, Heteromyidae. The transcript has 16 exons.